CGGAGUUAGAUGGAUAAUUGAACACUAAUAAAGAUACUUGGAGCUUUCAAGGAGCUGAUCUGCCAGUGACGAACACAGCACUCCGAAAGAUUACUUUUUCACUUUCAGCUGCCGCCUGAGGUAUAUUUCUCUAGCAUUUGUAAGGAGUAAUCAAAUCAGUUUUGGUUCGCUUUUAGACAUAACAACGACAAUGAAACUGUCGCUUGUAUGUAUGAUUUUUCCUCUCCUCUUGAGUACACGUUACUCUAUCUCUCUUUUUAAUUUCGUGUGUCCGGAGAUUUGUCAUUGUUCUGACGGGAUUAUCAGAUGCAAUAAUGAGACAGAAUGGCUAUUUUCAGCUUCCAGAAAAGACAAGUGCAGGAGAAUAACACUUACCCACCUGUCUAUAAAAACCAUCACCAGCCACUCAUUUGAGGGAUUAGUGAAUGUCCUACGAAUUGAAAUUUCUCAAAGUGUCUUUCUUGAAAGAAUAGAAGCUCUGGCUUUCAAUAACCUGCACAACCUUUCUGAAAUCUCUAUUCAGAAUACCAAAAGCCUAGUGAACAUUGGCAGACGUGCAUUCAGCAAUCUUCCGAAGCUAAGAUACCUGAGUAUCUGUAACACGGGGAUAACAGUAUUCCCAGACAUGUCUACGAUUUAUUCCAUUGAAAGCCAUUUUAUUCUGGAAAUAUGUGAAAACCUGCAUAUAGAAUCAAUACCUUCAAAUGCUUUUGUGGGAAUGACCAAAGAGCAUAUAACAAUGAACCUGUAUAAAAAUGGCUUCAGAGAAAUCCAGCGCUGUGCCUUCAACGGGACAAAGAUCGAUAAACUAGUUUUGAAAGGCAACAGUAAACUCAGAAUAAUCCAUGAAGAAGCUUUCAUUGGAGGAAUUGGGCCUGAUGUACUAGAUGUAUCCUCAACACCAAUACAAAAACUCCCUACAUCAGGCCUAGAGUCUGUGCAGAUCCUAAUUGCCCAGUCAACUUACGCCCUGAAGAGUUUGCCUCCCUUGAACCUGUUUUCCAGCCUGCGUAAAGCUCACUUAACAUACCCCAGCCACUGCUGUGCUUUUCAGAACUGGAAAGCGAAAGAGCACAACUCUCUCUUUGCCAGCUGGGCUAACCUAUCCAGCCAGCACGAGGAGGACAGAAUCAUGUCCCAAGUGAUUCCAUUUCUCACCCCUGAAUCAUUCAGCUCAUCCCUGGUAACUCAGAUUCCUGCUACAGCCAGUGUCACAUCAUCUGAAGAAGACAGUGAGGCUCUGAGUUUGGAAUUUCACUAUCCAGAAUUUGACUUUAGCCAGCCCUUAAAAAUCCUCCAGUGUUCCCCAAAGCCAGAUGCCUUUAACCCCUGUGAAGAUAUCAUAGGGUAUGGCUUCCUUCGAGUCCUGAUUUGGUUCAUCAACAUUCUUGCCAUUGUAGGCAACCUCAUCGUGCUGCUUGUGGUCAUGACCAGCCAGUACAAGCUCACCGUCCCACGCUUCCUCAUGUGCAAUCUGGCCUUUGCCAACUUCUGCAUGGGGGUACAUCUCCUGAUGAUUGCCACGGUGGACUUUAAAACAAGAAGCCAGUACAGCCAGUAUGCCAUAGAGUGGCAGACAGGAGCAGGUUGCAGUGCAGCUGGAUUCUUCACCAUCUUUGGUAGUGAGCUCUCGGUCUAUACUCUGACUGUCAUAACCCUGGAGAGAUGGCACACCAUCACAUACGCCCUGCAGCUGGAACGGAGGCUGUGCCGCAGGCAAGCGGUUCUGAUCAUGAUGGGUGGGUGGCUUUUCUCCCUCACGAUGGCCCUUCUGCCCCUUUUAGGCGUGAGCAGUUACAUGAAGGUUAGCAUCUGUUUGCCAAUGGACAUUGAAAUUCUGCCCUCGCAGGCCUACAUCGUAAUCAUCCUGCUGCUAAAUGUCAUUGCCUUUUUCAUCAUCUGCGCCUGCUACAUCAAAAUAUUCCUGGCAGUGAGGAACCCCAAGUUCACAGGCAAGAACAGAGAUACACGAAUUGCCAAAAAGAUGGCGGUGCUCAUCUUCACAGACUUCACCUGCAUGGCGCCUAUAUCUUUUUUUGCCAUUUCUGCUGCCUUCAAAUUCCCCCUUAUUACUGUGACAAACUCCAAGAUCCUGCUUGUAUUGUUCUACCCCAUCAAUUCCUGUGCCAACCCUUUCUUGUAUGCCAUUUUCACCAAAGCCUUCAGGAGGGAUAUGUGCAUCCUAAUGAGCUGGUUCGGCUGCUGUAAAAAAAAGGCCAACAUGUACAGAAUGUCAUUCCACUACGCAGAUCAUCACACCGGGAAACACAGCAGUGCAUCAACAGCAAACAGAACCUCCCACAUGGUGCUGAGAAACAGCCAGCAUCCCCUGAGUAAUAAAGGAAGAAGUCUUUAAAUAAUGCAGAUCAAAAUUAAAACAGCAGAGACCCAGAAGAUCUGUAUUCUAAUCCCAAAGACAUGCUUUCUGCUGCAAAUUAAAUUUCAUGUAAAUUAAAUCUAUGUUGUAGUUAUGUCUGUUUUGGUCUUCUGGCCCAAGAGUUCCGUCUUAACAAUACUACUGUAUAAACCUUCAAAGACUGUUAGCUAAAAUCAAAGCCAUCAAAUUUCUAGGAUUCUAAAAUCAUUUUCUGAAUUUACAUAUUUUAUUAUGUUUAUCAUAUUGUAACAUGAGAUCUGUGCUCUCAGUCUGUACCAUGUUAUGAUAUUAUUAAACUGUAAAUAUUAC
Messenger RNA from Lepisosteus oculatus (spotted gar), 2686 nucleotides. It is a transcript of the gene lhcgr, whose product is annotated as luteinizing hormone/choriogonadotropin receptor. Gene Ontology annotation, molecular function: luteinizing hormone receptor activity; G protein-coupled peptide receptor activity. The record is from RefSeq and is a predicted model, not a curated record. Gene Ontology annotation, cellular component: plasma membrane. NCBI's taxonomy places the organism in Eukaryota, Metazoa, Chordata, Actinopteri, Semionotiformes, Lepisosteidae. Gene Ontology annotation, biological process: male gonad development; ovulation cycle process; activation of adenylate cyclase activity.